Molecule: messenger RNA, 1003 nt
Organism: Durusdinium trenchii
Lineage: Eukaryota; Dinophyceae; Suessiales; Symbiodiniaceae
Source: the annotation of a GenBank genome assembly
GUGGCGCUUGAUAUUUUUUACCAGGCUUUCCCCCCCCCUCUGUGGGAGGGUGGACCAGCUUUCCAGCAACCAUCACUGGACCACAUCUCUGCGUGGACCAUGACGCGGCUCCAUGCUUUGUGGGAUGUCGUCGCUCCAUGGCCCGUGCACUACCCAAGGCGCUCCAACGCGGGCGCCUUUCUGGAUACUCCGGUGCCCACAGAUGACCUGCCGCCGCCUGCUGCGAGGCGCGCGGCGCAAGUGGCAGCCCGGUUCCUGGUGCAGCUGGGCGCACCCUCCGAGGAUGUGGCCAAGUGGUCCGUGGAUCCGGAGGCGACCCUUCCAAGCAGCACCGGAAGCACCGGAAGCGGCGUGGCUUCCAAGGCCUCGGCGAUGCUGCGGAGAAAUGUGACGCUCUUCAAUGGCAACGAAGGUGAGGAGAGCAAGGCCUCGGAGCACAAGGAGCACAAAGAGGAUGACUACGACCCCUCAAAGCUGUUGAGUCAUGAAGACACGAGCAAGGCGCACGAAGAGCAGGAUGACUACGACCCCUCGAAGAUCUUGAAUCAUGGAGAGGAGGGCAAGGAGCACAAAGAGGACGACUACGACCCCUCGAAGAUUUUGAGCGGGCAUGGAGAUGAGGGCAAGGCGCAUGAAGAGGAUGACUACGACCCCAUGAAGAUCUUGAAUCAUGGAGACGAGACCAAGGAGACCGGACACGAGGGUGAACAUGCUGGUGAACAUGGCAAGGAAGGUGAGGUGGUGCACGGCGAGAAGAAGGAAGAUCCCUUGAAAGAUGUGGUGGUAGAUCCUGACAGCGGUCAUAUCUUGGACGGCAAGAGCGGACAAGAGAUCGACCCACUCACAGGUGAAGUGGUGGAUGACGGUAGCUACAUCGACGAGGGAACAGGCUUGGCCAUCGAUCCCUAUCAAGGUCGACUGUACGAUCCGGUCACGGGUCAAGGCAACGACUGAGCGUUUCACGAACGCAGCUGGAGGUGGGGUCUCCUUCACGCCAGGCAUA